AGGCAGCGCGUCCCCUGCGGAUCUGAUGCAACAGGGCUGCAACUAAAGUUACACCUUGGAACUGCAACCCCGUGUCCCUCCGCCGCCCGCGCUCACAGGAACUAGUCCGGCCUGACACCGACCUGCUCCUUCGCGCUUUGAAAAGUGUGUUUAGGUCGUUUUUUUUUUCUUUAAAUCGUUUUACUGGUUUCGCUUCAUUGUUUGGCGCGCUGCUAGGCAACGUCACGGCUCGCACGUGUCAAUUUGACACUCGUAACAGCGCACGUGGCUUCAACGCGUUCUUAAAUGCAUGUAUCCUAAUUCGUCUCCGCUUAUACUUGAUUUAAAAUACUACAAACUUGAGGACAACACGUGUUUCUAAACGCAAACCGCCCUCCGAUGAGAGAAGGGAAAGUCCCGGCUUCAUGACGUCACAGAAGAAGAAAAAGAAGAAGAAGAAGAAAAACCCCGGCGGAGUGAUCCCGCGUCCCCGUGAUCAGGUCCCGGGCUGUAGUUCCAAAAGUAGCGGAUUUAAAAACUUUCUGUCCGCAAGUGCGCCGCUGGAAAUAGCGCCAUCGCGAAGAGAAGCGCCGGAGAUGGCGUUUUAAAAACCCGCAACCGUGCGCCUCUUCCCGGGAGGACCCGCAGCUUUGCACCAGGAGACCGCGCAGAAACUAUGGGGUCUUCAGGUCCUCUCACGUUUCUUUCACCCAGCGAACGCUCCGUUUGUGCUUUUGAACAAUUUAACCGGAGCAGACGACACAAUGGCGGCAUCGAUCCUUCGCUGCAAAAUUCCUCCCAUUUCCCCGGCCGAGCUCGGCGCGGCCCCCCUCCGACGAGCUAGCCGCAGCCAAUCACGGCCGGGGACGGGGGCGGAGCCAGCGGGGAGGCAGCGCUUAAUUGGUGAUGGUCACUCAGAUUGGAUGACGGAAAAAGUUGAUUUGUCCUCAUUUGUAUCGACGAACGAGUCCUCGCCCUGCUCCUCGCUUCCCCCCUCGCCGCUAGAACAGGAUGUCAAGGUGCCCUCGGAUCUGGAGGUCAUGACCUCUCUGCUGCAGGAGGAGCUGGCUCAGCUGGAGGACUACUUCCGCUCCGAGUCCGCGUCGGCCACCAACAAGUUGGAGAAACCCUCUAAAUGUGACAAGGGCGGCGUAACCAUGGGAACCCAGUCCUACUACCAGCUGCCCUACGGCUCCUACGGGGCCGGCCAAUCGGACGCCGGCCCCGUGGUCGUCAGCUUGGCGGCCGGCGAGCUGGACCUGGCCGGCUUCUGCGGCGGCCCCAUCGGCAGGACCAAGAUAGCGCGGCCGGCGCCCUACAACUACCACCACCGCUACCACCACCACCAUCACCAUGGCAACGUCAACAACGUCAACAACGGCGGCGGGGGCGGACGCAGGAUGGCCAGCGAGGCGGCGAAGGUCGGCGAGGACGCCGGGCUGGACGCCUGGGGCCCGAGGGGCAGCUACUCAGGUACCGCGGAGCUGUCGGCCAACCACUACUCCACGCUGAAGCCCGUGAGCAAGGGCGGCCUCCUCGGGGGCGGGGCCAAGAAGGCGAGGGAGUGCGCCCUGUCGCUGAAGGAGGAGGAGAGCUACUGCUUCUCCGAGGGCAUGUUCUGCAGCGAGGAGAUCGCGAGGGGCUUCUGCCUCGGCGGCUCCUACGACCUCCACCACAAGCGGGACGGCGCCGCCAAGGUCGCCGCCGACAACGGCGACGACGGCGACGACGACUACGAGGGCGCCGGGCCGGAGGUGCUGCACUGCGGGAAGGACGCGGGACUUUCCGGGGGACUCCCCCAAGAGACAAUGGCCGGAGACGCCUACUUCCACCACCACCACCACCACCUCCACCAGGCCACGGAGCCUUACCACAGCUUUAUAGGAGACCUGGAGCCGCCCCCACAAGCACAGGCCGUCGAGCCCCAGCACGGCCACUACCUCUACCCAGAAUGCCUUGCGGACCAAAGCUACGAAUGUCUGUCCAGAGGGGAGGGCGAGGGGUCGCUCAUGGGCGUCCCCAUCCACCGGCCCACCCAGAGGCUAAAGGACGAGCCCUGCAAGGCGCCGCUGCUGAUGGACGCCGGCGCGGCGCCGGAGGCCGCCACCGGCGAGAGGAAGCAGAAGAAGAGGGACCAGAACAAGACGGCUGCUCACAGUCCCUUGUGUUGCAGGUACCGGCUGCGGAAGAGGGCGGAGCUUGACUCCCUGGAGGAGGAGCUUCACGGCCUGGAGGGGCAGAACCGGGAGCUGCGUGACAAGGCGGAGUCGGUGGAGCGGGAGAUCCAGUACGUGAAGGACCUGCUGAUCGAGGUGUACAAGGCGCGCAGCCAGCGGCUCAAACAGGACGCCAGUGCCUAAAAAAAAACUCCCAGCAAGCACUGGGAGGGACACAAGAUGGUAGUCUGCAUGAUUUUUGGUAGUUCUUUUUUUUUCUUUUCUAAAAACACUCAAAUGUUCCAAGAGGAUGAAGCCGGACAAAAACAAAAAAAAAAAGAGCACACUGUUUCCUAAAAACUAAACUGGGCAGAAUGCCUGUGAGUGGAGUUGAGAGACGCCUUAGUGAGGAGGAGCCGGCGACCACUGUGAAGACCGUUUACAGUGAUGAAGAUGCUUCUUCUGCUUCCUGUCAACGCUCAAUGCAGAUAUUUUGUCUUAUAUUUUUUACUUGAUGAUGUUCAUUUUUCUUUUUCUUUUUUCCUCGACUGAAUAAAAAGUGGAUUACUGGAGAAAGAGAAAAAAAAGUCAAGCAAAGUAUUCAGCUGAGACAUUUACAAAAUGUGUAUUGCUUUAAAAAAAUGUAUCUAUACACUUCUUUACCCCCCCCCCACCCCUCUCCUACACACACUAAAAAUACCCACAAUGCAUGUUUGAUUUGGGGGGAAAGCAUGUGCGAGUGUAAUCUGAAGGCAAUAUUCUGUUACCUGCAUGGCUUCAAGAUCUCACCUCCCACCUGCAGCUUCGUUUGCUUCUUCUUGCCAGUGAUUCCACGCUCAGGAAACACCCCCCCCUCAGAGAAACAACAACAAAUCAGUUGGGUGGGGGGGGCUUUUUUUCCCCUUCCUUUGUCUCCCCCCCCCCCCCCCCUCCGUCUCUCGGCUGUAUUUUGCGACGUAAACAAUCACCUGUUGACGCGACAAUAAAUCGUUGUUGAACAGAACUUCUUGAUGAAAAUGUUGUUUUCAUUUUCUUUUCUUAUUGAUCAAUUUGAUGUAUUUGAAAUUCAGGAAUCAAUGUCAGGAAAUGAUCCAUCAGGUGAAAUAAAAGCUGUCAGAAGA
Molecule: messenger RNA, 3256 nt
Organism: Pungitius pungitius (ninespine stickleback)
Lineage: Eukaryota; Metazoa; Chordata; Actinopteri; Perciformes; Gasterosteidae
Gene: atf5b
Product: activating transcription factor 5b
Exons: 4
Coding region: 744-2339 (531 amino acids)
Biological process (GO): regulation of transcription by RNA polymerase II
Cellular component (GO): nucleus
Molecular function (GO): RNA polymerase II transcription regulatory region sequence-specific DNA binding; DNA-binding transcription activator activity, RNA polymerase II-specific
Source: RefSeq, a predicted model, not a curated record